GUAUAAGAUAGCCGUGAAAUAUGCUGAUCAGUUUACCUGACUGAACAUCGAGUGAAAAGAAAAGCGUUUAUAGACAGUUGCAUUUUACUGAGAGACUAUAAUAUAGGCUAAUACCGCCCAUUCAUUAUGUAUAACUUGACAACAAUAAUUGUAUGAAUUGCAGAAUAUGAUUCGAAUACAUUAACCGCACAGACAGAUAUAAGGACACUCCUGUCAUAAAUAUUGGGUGCAGGGAUGAAUAUUUAUAUCCAAACCAUGCCUUCAUUCCUUAGUUUGUCUAAUUGAUCUGAACCAAAAAUCAUGUCGACGACAUCCACCGAUGCCCCGAGUUAUAACUCAACCCGCGUCCAGAGAGCUUAUCGUAUUAACAACAUAGAAAAUGCUCGACUCCAGGGACGACUUCAUUUACUAGAAAAGGAAAAGCUCCAUAAAAUUCGUAUGACAAAUCAAGACAUUAGACUUAUAUCGUUAACUUUGGAAUAUAUUCAGUCGAGCAGUGGCAGGAGUUCGGAAGGACGUGCUCCUGAAAUUAUACCUGUGGAAAAGAAAGACGACCAAGGACCAUGCUUCCUCUACGGUGAAAGGGUUCUGAGCAGGAAAGUUCGUCGAUUUCAAAGACCACAAUCAGCUUUUGACCGAUCAGGCGAUCGUAGAGACAGUGAAAGUUCUUCCGGUUCAUCAACACAGGUUCGUCCUCAGAGUAGCCCAGCAAAACGAAAACCAACAAUUUCUUGGAAUUUUUCAAGUAGAGAUAACGCUGAAACAAGUUCUGAGGGGGAAUCUGAAACGGAAUCGGAGCACACUCGCCAUGCUUGGGAGGAUGAUACAACGGAAGUCACCAAGAGGAUUCUCCGAGCCCAAGAAGGACAGCCAGUUGUUAGAGUAGCUCUUCACGAACAACAGAUUGGACAUUUACGUGGCCAGAGAGAUACGUCUAAAGCCAAAGCUGUGUCCUUGCACGAAUCGAUGGAAAAAUCGAAGGUUCUCGGAAGACACGGCUCGGCACCUUCAAUGACAAGUAGAAAACGCUCAUCUUCACUCGGUAGAAAUGCCAAUUUGGAUGAAAUAUUGAAUCAGAGACGUCCUACCCUCAGUGCCUCGACCUGGCGAUCUCAUUUAUCCCACAAUGACUCUUCGCCGGUAUCUUUUGAUGUUCGUAGUCAAAGCAUACGAAAUGAGAAACUGAAACUGAACAAUAAACGACAGCAGUUAAUUCAGAAGAAAUUAAAUGGUUUUAAAGAAAAGUACCCGUUUAGACAAUGAUGCCGUGUUUGACAGAUCGUGUAACGAAACCAUAUCCGUUAUUAGUUUUCAAAAUAUUGCUAAACUUAUUGUCAAAUGACACGCACAAUUCUCUUAUGGUUUUAUAUUUGAUUCUGAAUUGUCAUUUAGCUAUUAAUUAUCAACGUAGAAGAAACCCUUGUUCUUAUAGUGCUUGAAUAUGGUCAGAGAAUGGCCUCCAAAAAUGUGAAAUACAACAUUUCUAAGCACUGGGAGCAAAGAACGGUCCUCAUUUAAAAAUGAGGUGAAUUUUUGGGAAAUUUGAAUUCAAUAGUCCUAGAAUGCAAUUAGUGCUAUAUUUGUCACAAAACUGUUUCGUAUUUGACAUGUCGGGUUUUUUGCAAUAUUAAACAGACCUGCUUUAAAAAUGUAACAAAAUUAUAGAGAGUAUUACUUUCGAUUUGACUUUCCAGUUCCAUUGAUGGGGUGUGUGUAUGUGUGUUAAAAUUAGAUUGUAUACACAAUUUAAGACACAUCUGUCAUUCAACACUUAUAUACUGACGUUUUAUUUUUCAAUUUACGAGGAAAGUAUGGUUUAUAUUUCAUGAUAAAAUUCUUCCCCCUAGGAUUACACACGUGACUUUAUAAAAAAAUAACUAACGGCUAGUCUCAAAAGAUUGUGUUGACGAGACAAUUGUCUGUCUCACUAAAUAUUAUUAGGCCUACAGAGUACCAUAUUUCACAAUAUUACUUGCAAGAAUUUUGUGGUGUAACUAAGGGUCCAAGCAAAUCCCGACACUGAUACUGCAUUUUGAAACACCAAUCAAUAUUCUAUAUAAGACAGAGAUAACAAAAUGAAAUAUAAUAUAAAACGUAUUUAAUGUAUUCAUUCUGUUUAAUAUCCUCAAAUGACAUUUAGAAGUAAGGGUAUUAAUAAACAUUAAUAAAAAAAACCACAACUUUAAUACUCUUACAGGUAUCGUUAUCAAGCAAUGGUCAAGUGUUUUUGUCUAUUAGUAGUAUUUAUUCUCUUUUAGAAAGGUUUGAAUAUUUGUAUAAUCAACCCAAUACAGAGCUCAUUUACCAACGUUUAUUUAAACGAUUUGUUUCAAACUCCUAUUAUAUUCGUGACAUGAUAAAUGAGCUUCUCUUUUAAAUUUGACAAUAAAUGCAUUAUAUAUGCGUAAAAUAUAUAUAUAUAUGUUUUUGAAUGGUUUUCUUAUUGUCUGACAUCAUGAAUAAUGAAAAAAAUGUUCAACAAGUCAUUUUAGAUGGAUAAGCAUUCGCACUAGAUGAAUUUUAAUAAAGCUAUUCAUGUGAAAUAACAAAGACAACAUCAGUUUGCUUUAAAUAUUUUUCUAAAUGUAGACGAUGAGUGGAGAUUGAUGUUUCAGAUUGAUAAUUUAAUAGACAUAUUCAGACGUAAACAGAUACAUGAAAUAUAAUUUGGGUUUAAGUGCCCCCUUUGGGUAUUAUAUGUAUUACAUUUGGAAAUAGAAUUAUUGAUCAAA
This is a messenger RNA of Patella vulgata (common limpet), 2732 nucleotides long. RefSeq lists its product as uncharacterized. The coding region runs from base 301 to 1263 and encodes 320 amino acids. The record is from RefSeq and is a predicted model, not a curated record. The transcript has 2 exons. Lineage: Eukaryota; Metazoa; Mollusca; Gastropoda; Patellidae.